AUGGCACAAACUGCGGGAGUCUGUUCCUUUCUAGGUCGUCCGUGGACUUUGGAGGAUGUGAUAUCGAUCCCGUCCGAUUCCGAAUCUGACACAGAUAGUGAUGUCGAGGUGGUGGAACAAGAUGUCCCGCGCGUGCACUUGGUACACAAUCAACACCGUGACGACUCACUUCCUUCUAUCUCUGAGAUUAUGGCGUCACUGAUUAACGUCAGACAUGAUCCAACAGAAGCAAUCGGGAGCUCAUCUGAGGAUGUUUGCUUACCAGAUGAGUGGGAAAGUCCCAAUUCAUUAACCUCAAACUCUUCGAGAGAGGUGAUUUCCCCCUCAAUGGCUCUCGAGAGUCCGGGGGUCACCGCCGACUCUAACAUGUUGGUGUCUCCGCCAAUACAACAACAUGAUGAUGGAGCAAGCGUGGUGUGGCCCACUCCUAUCCGAAGACCUUGUGUCGUCUCAGCGGCCUCCGAGUGUUGUUCAGUGCAGUCCACAACUGCGUUGCCUCCGAGGGAUGAAGCACUGCACCAUGAGAAAACAGAUCCUCCCAGCCGAUCGGCAACCAGCCUCGUCCAGCCUUCUCAAUCGCAGAAUUGCAGUGCCCUGUUUUCAAACCGGUUCGUCCAAGCUCAUAGCAUCAAUAUUGGCCAUGGCCGUAUGGGUGAAGUAGUUCCGCGAAGCGACAACGAACUGCCCAGUGUAGCUCGACCCGCCUCAGUCAAAACACCUCCGUCGGGAUGCAGCCACCCAGUCUCGCAUCGAGGAGCUGUGAUGGAGGCCAUUCGGAAACACCAAGCCCCUGAUGAUAUUUCGCCCCUGAGUUCUUGCCCUACCUCGUCGCCAACUGGCCAAGGACGGGACGACGAGCGCCAGACAAGCAUCGAUGCAGGCGGCACAGAGAGCCAGCUGGAUGAACCCUGCGAAGAAACGGAAAGCGACCAACUAGUCGUCGUGGUUCCGGAAAACCUUACAACCUUCGCCCUCUCCCGCCCAAAAGGCAACUCACCGCGGAACAACAGGACGGCGGGAUUAACGAAAAGCUUAUGCCACAACGCAAGCGUCGCAGGCUUGUGUUCCGUCAGCCCAAGAAGCGUAAUUCACAGCAACGUUCGGACCGACGUUCGGACAUAA
Molecule: messenger RNA, 1122 nt
Organism: Metarhizium robertsii ARSEF 23
Lineage: Eukaryota; Fungi; Ascomycota; Sordariomycetes; Hypocreales; Clavicipitaceae
Exons: 2
Coding region: 1-1122 (373 amino acids)
Source: RefSeq, a predicted model, not a curated record